GUGUGUCAAUUUAGUUCUGCAGAAUAUCUUUCACUUUGUUUGUAUCGUAGAUCCAUUUAUUUCUUUAUUAUUAGUAAUUUUUGAUUUUGUUUCAUUUUUCUUUGAAGUGUUAGAUUUUAAAUGGAAGAGUGUUUAUAGGGUUUGUAGAAAAUGGUUCUCUUUUAUUUAAAGCACUGUGUUUGGUUUCUUUGGUUCUUGUCAUCAUUCACGUCAUCAUUUAGCCUUGAUUCUUAUAACUCGUCCAAUCCGACCCUAUGGAAUGGCGUCGAAAUAAACAAAUAUCAUUCCCAUGAAGAUAUGACAUCUGUUUUUGAGGCCUUAGAAAGAGAUUUUCCUUUUAUUGCCAAAAAGGGAACCAUAGGAAAAUCUGCCCAAGGAAGAGAAUUGAUCUUCCUACGAGUAACUGUAAAUGUCACUGCCCCAAGGCCUCUUGGCAAACCAAUGUUCAAAUAUGUUGGAAAUAUGCAUGGAAAUGAAGCUGUGGGAAGAGAAUUACUAAUAGCUCUAGCAGAGCAUCUUGUACAUAAUUAUGAGAAGGAUAGUGAAAUAACCAAACUUGUGCAAUCCACCGAUAUAUACAUUCUACCUAGCCUUAACCCAGAUGGGUUUGCCAAAGCAAAGGAGGGAGAUUGUUUUGGAGCAAAUUCUGCCUCAGGAAGAGAGAAUGCCAAUAAUGUAGACUUGAACCGAAAUUUUCCCGACCGUCUUGAAAUCAAAGGCUCUCCCAAAACUGUCGAAGAAGAGUUGUUUAUCAAAGGCAGAGAGCCUGAAACGCUAGCUAUUAUGUUGUGGAUUGUCAAUAAUCCUUUCGUACUGUCAGCCAAUCUUCAUGGUGGCUCAGUCGUUGCCAGUUAUCCCUUUGACGAUACCACCAUACACCGCGAAUGCUGUGUUGAAGGAAAGGCUCCAGACGACACCUUUUUCAAGCACUUAGCAAGAGUUUAUGCAUCAAAUCAUCCCUACAUGCACAAGGGCAAUUUGUGCGAAGGCGACAAUUUCAAAGAAGGGAUUACAAACGGAGCCUAUUGGUAUGACGUCCCAGGUGGAAUGCAAGAUUUCAACUAUGUGUUUUCCAAUUGUUUUGAAAUUACUGUUGAACUGUCGUGUUGCAAAUAUCCGAAUGCUUCUACCCUACAAACGGAAUGGCUUGCAAAUCGUCAAAGUCUAAUUAGUUACAUGCAGUCAGUUCAUCUGGGAGUCAAGGGCUUUGUAACCGAUCAACAAUCAAACGAAGCUGUUCCUAGAGCCCGGGUUACUGUUAUUGGCAUCGAGUAUGACGUGAAAACAACGCAUGAUGGUGAAUACUGGCGGCUUCUUCUGCCUGGGACUUAUUCGUUGCAAGUGUCGGCAUUUGGAUAUCAAGAUGUUGAAAUUCAUAAUGUCACUGUCGCGGAAGAAGGACCGACUUUGCUGAACAUACAAAUGAAGCGCUCCAUCCCGGAUAAUCCUGAAACGGACAACAAAAUCUACAUGGAAUUUGGACAUCACAACUAUACAGAAAUGGAAGAGAUAUUGAAGAAAAUUUCCAAGUCUUUUCCGACAAUUACUCGGCUUUAUUCAAUUGGUCGAAGUAUUCAAGGGCGCGAACUCUAUGUCUUGGAAAUUUCGGAUAAUCCGGGACAGCACGAACCUGGCGAGCCCGAGUUCAAAUACAUCGCCAACAUGCAUGGCAAUGAAGUUGUAGGACGCGAACUUCUUUUAAAUUUCGCCAUAUUAUUAACCAACGGUUAUGGUCGAGAUAAUCGACUAACGAAAUUAGUAGAUUCGACACGCAUUCAUCUAAUGCCCUCCAUGAAUCCAGAUGGUUACGAAAUAGCACUCGAAGGGGAUGAAAACGGCGGUUAUGGAAGGGGCAACGCCAAGGAUGUCGACCUGAAUCGUGAUUUUCCUGACCAGUACUUCCCGAAGAAAGAUUAUGAAAAUUUUCAACCUGAAACGCUAGCGGUGAUGAACUGGUCUCGGUCUAUUCCCUUCGUCUUGUCAGCCAAUCUACAUGGUGGCUCACUGGUGGCCAACUAUCCUUUCGAUGACAAUCUUCAUGGCAAGAGCAAAGUUGACAGCCCCUCACCUGAUGAUGCUCUCUUCCGGAAACUUGCCAAAACUUACAGUUAUGCGCAUCCGACAAUGCACCUGGGAAAGCCUUGCCACCAGAGUUUAGCCGGACGUUUAUUAGGUGUUCUGGAUGAAUCUUUUAAGGACGGCAUCACAAACGGCGCCUUCUGGUACAGCGUUUCCGGCGGUAUGCAAGAUUGGAACUACAUUCAUACCAAUGACAUGGAAAUAACGGUGGAAGUGAGUUGCUUCAAAUAUCCAAAAGCAAAGGAUAUGAUGGGCUAUUGGGAUCUGAAUCGCCAAUCAUUGUUGGAAUACUUGGAACAAGUCCAUCACGGUUUUAAGGGUUUCGUGCUGGAUACCAACGGAUUCCCCAUCUUUAACGCUUCCAUAGCUGUGGCUGGUUUUGAAGGAAAGUCUGUUCGAAGUUACACCAGCGGGGACUAUUGGAGACUUUUAUUACCCGGAGAGUAUCAUGUUACUGCCAGUGCUUCAGAGUUCCAGUCGCUGAGCAAAACCGUUAACGUGCCUUCUGAUGGAACUGCUGUUGUCAAUUUUACUUUGGCUCGAAUGAAUGUUGGUGAGAUGAUUCGCCUUUCAAUACCAUCUACCCCGGAAAAAAUCCCUACUUCGGACCCUGUGGUUCCUCCUCCACAAGUUGCCAACUCAUUAUCUGGACAACUGGAGAAACUACUGAAGGAGAAAGUAAAAAAAGCGCCUAAUCUGCUAUGUCUGUACAGCAUGAACUCGUUGAAAGAACAACCGGAGCAUCCAGUAUGGGUAUUGGAGAUAGGAGAAGGAGCAGCUGCGAAUUGUGCCGCAAGAAAGCAAUCUGUCCAAUUGGGGACUGUUUCUAAACUUCACCAGCCGAAAGUGUUAGUGUUCAACGGAGUUGAUCGAGCCGCUGCUGCAUCCGGUCGUAGCUUUUUGCUCAACUUGGUGAACAUUUUGACUUCAUCGGAGCCUGAUGCUCUUAGCGUAGUCAAAAGUGUAUCGAUGCACUUGAUCUUCGAUGCCGAUCCUUCCGCAGCUGAUGCCGACUGUAUGGCGGUAUCAAACGUCGCCAGAACUCCUGCUGAAGAAGCUCUAAUGCAAUUUGUGGAACGAGAAAAAUUUACCAUGGUGCUCGCUCCAGAAUUUCAAUCAAUCGGACUUACUGUAUCUUCGCAAUCAGGACUGAAGCAAUUCCACGAAAAACAGUUAGCUGACACCUAUCUCCAGCAACUCCAUAGGCUGAGCGAUUGCAAUCGUGGUGACCAGAAAUUGUCUACUGUAAUUAAUCGCAUCAGUGAAGCCUUCAACGGAACUGUUGCAAUGCGUCUCGGACUGUCGUGUUGUACCGGAGCUGAUCAAGUCGACGCCAUUUCAUCUUUACAUCGCGUUACAUUGCUGCAGCUGUUUCUCUCGGCCCGCCAGGGAAUUGCUGGAGUGGUUACUAGCCAAUUUAGUCAACCUCUUACUGCCACAGUCAAAGUAACUGCAACAAGGCGAACGAUGAUUUCUUCCGCUGAUAGCUUGGUGGUUACGACAACUCGGGACGGCCAGUUUUGGGUUGCCCUACCUCGGGGAGAAUAUGCAGUUGAAAUUCAAGCGGCCGACUACAUUAAAAAAACGAAGGUGGUGACAGUAUCAGAUGGCGGGGCAAGUCAGAUAGUUAUUCAGCUGUCUAGAGACCAGAGAGUGGGCGGAUUACCUCGUAUGGUUUUCGUCAUCCUUGUAGGUUCCCUGCUACUUUCUCUGCUAACGAUAGUGCUUUGCUGCUGCUCUUGCUAUGAAAAGCGUAAAGCCCAGCGUAAAAAGAAAUCAAACCAAUGGGGUUUCCAAUUACUUCAACAAACGGACCGUGAACAUAUGGCACCAGUUUUGAUUGAUAGUAGUUCCAGUGAUGAGGAACUCUUUGUUCAACAUUCUCAGCACCAACAUUUCAAGAUGCGAACACCCGUGCGAGCAGUACAAGAAGGAUCAGUGGAUUCACCUUUCCGACCAAUUCGCCCGAAAGGCAAAGUUUUAGGAGCAAGAAUGGGGCAGUAUCGCGAUGAUACUUCUAGCAGUGACGAUUUGGAAGAUUUCAACAGCGCCACAUCUUCAAGCCUGGAAGAGGAGCAAUUGGUUGACCUCCGUAAAAGUUCUAGGCCUUCGAUGUAAUGUACAACCGUGAUGGUUACAGCAGUUUGUCCAAUUAUUUGGUUUUGUUGAGAUCUGAUUUUAAUGUGUGAUGGCUUAGCUUGCAAUUUUGUAACGUGAGACUUUAGUCCACGCGAAUUCAAUCAUGACGUGCCUUGUCAUAUUUACUUAUUAUGGAUAAUUAACACGUUUAUCUACCGCUGUAAUUGUUGUACAGGGACGAAAACUAUACACAAUGCUAUACACUCGAA
Messenger RNA from Daphnia pulicaria, 4427 nucleotides. Its product is annotated as carboxypeptidase D-like. The coding region runs from base 151 to 4197 and encodes 1348 amino acids. NCBI's taxonomy places the organism in Eukaryota, Metazoa, Arthropoda, Branchiopoda, Diplostraca, Daphniidae. Gene Ontology annotation, molecular function: metallocarboxypeptidase activity; zinc ion binding. The record is from RefSeq and is a predicted model, not a curated record. Gene Ontology annotation, biological process: proteolysis. The transcript has 9 exons.